Meloidogyne enterolobii is the source of this 1116-nucleotide messenger RNA. The record is from the annotation of a GenBank genome assembly. NCBI's taxonomy places the organism in Eukaryota, Metazoa, Nematoda, Chromadorea, Rhabditida, Meloidogynidae.
AUGUUGACAGUUAAAGACUUUCUUGGUGAUUGUAUGUUAAUUGUUACUGUACAUCCACAUACUGAUAAAGAGAUUUGUUCAAAAAUAAAGCAAAGACUUGUCGAGAAAUUUCUUCAUCCUCAAAAUCCCGAAGAUCUUUUGACUGAUUGUAAUGUUACUUCAAUAUUUUGGCAAGAACAAGUUAAUUCUAGUGAUGAUAAAAAUUAUGAACAUUUGGCAGGUCCUCCAUUUGUUUAUGAAUCUCUGUUGGGUUGUAAUUUUCGAAUAUCUCCAUCUACCUUCUUUCAGACAAAUUCAACUGGGGCAGCUUUGCUUUAUUCAGCAAUCGGAGAUUUACUUAAAUUGCCUAAAUUAAUUAAUGCCCCAGGAAGUGGAAAAUUUUGUCGAAUGGAAAAAUUAAAAAAUAAUAAAAAUGUUUUGAAGGAAGAAGAGAAAAUUGUUGUUGAAAAAUUAGAAGCUAAUAAAUUUAAGGAAGAAGACAAAGAAGAAUUUAUUGCAAAAAAGCCUCGUUUAGAUGAAGAAAAAAAUGAAGAUAAUAAAGAAUUAACUAUAGAGCCUCAAAAACACGGCUCUAAUGUAUUUCUCGAUAUUUGUUGUGGUUCUGGUUCAAUAUCAAUUUGUUUAAUGGCCAGAAUUAGACAAUCAAUACAAGAAGGAACAAUUUCUGAUUAUUCAAAAGUUCCAUAUGGAUGUGUUGGGAUUGAUUUAAAUACUGAAGCUAUUCAAGAUGCUAGAAGGAAUGCUUCAGAAAAUGGAUUUGAUGAUAAAAGUUGCAAAUUUUUGUGUGGACAAGCAGAGAGUAUAUUCAAAGAUUUAAAAUAUUAUUUGCCAACUGGUUGUUCAAUAAAAGAUGCAAAUAUGAUGGGAAUACUUGACCCUCCUAGAGCUGGAAUUCCAGACAAGGCAAUUAUUGGAUGUAGAAAGCUUGAACAACUAAAAACAUUAAUUUAUGUUUCGUGUGACCCUCACGCUGCUACAAAAAAUUUUGUUGAUUUGUGUAGGCCAAUGUCUUGCAAAUUUGAUGGACAACCAUUUAAAAUUGUUGCUAUACAACCUGUUGACUUAUUUCCGAUGACUAGACAUUUGGAAUGGAUUGUUAAAUUUGAAAGAUUUUGA